Molecule: messenger RNA, 3987 nt
Organism: Seminavis robusta
Lineage: Eukaryota; Bacillariophyta; Bacillariophyceae; Naviculales; Naviculaceae
Source: the annotation of a GenBank genome assembly
AUGCCGGUGGCAACCCGUCGCAGCACUCGUCGAAGCAAGAGUUGCCUCGAAUUGCGCAACCUUUUUGAACGUCCUGUCACACCUACAGAAUCACCCCCAGAGUCUCCCACAGAAUCUACAGACACAGACAGCAGCGAUGGCAGAAAUAGCAGUGAUGGAAAUGACGAAGAUUUCUCUCCGGAAUCUUUCCUGUCGACCUUGCAAGAAACAAUUGGAUGUCGGCCCAGAAAAGUCUUGGGGACGCCUCUCUUUGAUUUCAUUGUUUCUGGAAACGAAUCCCUGUCACCUGGAUGGCUCCGAAAGAAGCUUGUAGCCAUUGAUGCAGCCAAGAUUGAAAUGAAGGAAAAGAAAAUCAUGCUGUUCAUUUUCAUGAGUCUCUCUGGAGCAGGAUGGGGCGAGGAUGGGUAUUCUCCCACUGACCUUUUAUCCACGGCAUGGGGUGUUGCAAGCCCAACAAUUCGCAGGGCAUGUUCCUCGGCCUUGGAUCAAGAUUUCCUUCAUUGGAUUACUUGCGCAGAGAACAGCAAUACGGAAAGCUCCGAGACCGACGAAGGCAACAAAAAGCGAUCUGUUCGUUCCCAACUUCAACAUCCUUCCAGCGACAAUCCAUCCAACGCAGAGACCGAAGCUGUCUUCUCGCCUGCUCUCAUAGACCGUGAUCCCAAGCGUCGAGACCUCAGGAAUACUCCCUUAUUUCUGCCCGAAACACCAAUAGAUUUGGCAUCACCUGCCAGCGCACUGUCUCCAGUUCAAAGUGUUUGCUCCCCGGUUAGCACCUUGGAUUCUGAAGAGUUCUUGUCGCCAAUGAAUCGCGAACAAAAUGAUCGGUCUUCUCGGCGCAAUGGGACACGUCUUGACUUCACUCGAGCUGAAAAGAUAGACGCCACAACUCAGACGGAUGAUGAUGAUCUGUUUCUUGUGGAUGAUUCAGCACCUGAUGAGAGCCCUCCGACUGCCUUGGAUAGGCGACACCUGGCCGAGAUUGAUCAAGGAAUCAUUAGCAAAGAGUGUGAAGCAGCAAUUGGACGGGCUGUUGCUUUGCUUUUCAAAAGGAAAAGAGAUGCUAUUAAUCCUCAAAGUUGCGACAACCAAGUCGAAAACGAGCCAGAUGAAAACGAGCCAGAGGAAAAUGAAGAAAAUGACAUCAUUGGUUGCAACUUGAACAAGAUCCUCAGAGAAUCGUUGGAGGCAUCUGCCAAUAUUAUUACACUGCGACCGUUCAAGAGUGGGGGGCCUUUGAAGAUUAUGCGAAUCAAAGAGACGAGGCAGAGGACUGGUGACAAGAAACGGAGGAAGCUUCGUAAAAGAGGCCAUCUUGUUGAGGCUCUGUUUGCCAAUCUUGGAAUCUCACCCGAUGAAAUCUUGUCGAUUCUAGAAAGCCUCGCGAUUCGAAGGGGCUUUCGAUUGAUAAAAGAGAGCGACUGCGGGCUGGACAUUGCAAAAUGUGCAGCAUUAAUGCUGUACCUGCCGGCUACAGCAAGAGGACUCGAACGGCUGCAGAAGUUCAUGAGAUGGGCAUUGCCAUCUAUUGGCAUGUCGUUGUUUCCUCUUCAGCUAAGAAAGAAACUUGCCAAGUAUUCUAUUGAUAUGUUCAAUCUGAAGCUUGGCUUCGAGUUGGCUUCUCUCGAAAUCGGCGGCAACACAAGGAAUGAGCGAUGCCUGCAUGUUUGGAUAGAGGAUCCUGCAGUGGCAAUUCAACGUCUAACACAGAGUGCAUUGGUUGCCGGCAAAUUUGAGGAAUCUUUUCUGUUUUCAAACCACAAAGAUGAGGUUGUAAUUGUACAAGGUUCCGACCGAGGUGGCGACAUCACGGCCAAUCUUGUCAGACUUGCGAACCGGUCUGGUGGCAACAGCUCUCAGCACUGCCUCCCUCUUGCAUUUUAUGAGUUUGGAAAGGAAUCAUAUUUCAACCUCAAGCAAACAAUAUUCAACCCUCACAAACCGACACGGGACUUUCUUCAAUCGCUUUUGAAUGGAGAAUAUCAAAUGAUCGUUGUUACAAUCCACAACAAUAGCUCUGGUGCUGUUGUCGACGCCCAAUGCAAAAUGCUCCGAUUUGUGCGCCCAGGAGAGUGUCGUCGUUGUCCUUCUUUGGUUCGGUAUUUUCAAGACGAGACUGAACCAGUUAACGAAAUGGCCGAACAGAGAGCAUUGCCUCCAUCACUGUCGGUCCAGCUCAUCAAUGCCGAAGAAGAAGCAUCGCUCGAAGAGGGGCAUGAUGCUACUCAACUGGCUCUACAAUUGAUUAUAUCAAAGAUAGAUGAGGAUGUGCCCAACGAAGAAGAUGACGGUAUCGACGAUGGAAAACUUGCCUAUAAAGGAUUCGCUUUGAGAAACUGCUUUGGUCGAGUGGUCUGUACUGAGCCCUUCGACGAGCAUCUCGCUGCUGCUGACAACAGCAUUGUGAGGAUGCGAUGCUUGCAGUGCCGGUGUUUCACAUCAGACGAUAUUAAAUGCAACACAACCCUCAUGGGGCAAGGCUCUGCCUCUGUCAUGUGCCCGUGCACAAUGUGUGUUGCUCCAAAGAAAAGCUUCGCAUCAUUGCUCACCAAGCCUAGCAAUCAACAGGCUGCCGCCCGAGAUGGAGACCUUGCGAAUCCAACGGUGUACGAAAGUUUCGUUGACGACGCGAAGGGGCUUGUGGAGUGGGUGAGAUUGAAUUCUGCUGGUAGGGCCAAGGCGCUGAAACUGAAAUAUCACAGCGUCGUCUAUAAGCCUCUGCUCUACACUCCCCCUCAGCUGAAUACGUGUUCUGGUAUGCAUGUGUCGAGUGGGCUCUUAACCCACUGUACAAUCAAAAUGCUGGACCACUUGGGUGAGUUCGACAAAGCGUCCGAUUGGCUCGAGGAUAUGAGAUCAUCGAUCACAGAGGCGACGCUGUACUUGCAAACAUCAAGUGAGACCACAGACAAGCUUCGAAAAGAUGAUGCAAGGCUUGCACGAGAUGUUCAGGCAGCUACAACAAUGGGUGCUUUUGACAUGAUCCAACAACUCCAAGGAGAUCGUGACAAGAUUGGCGCUCUCCUCUCAGCUCAAACCAAGGCUAGAGACGCUGCCAAGUUCUUUGUCGAAAAAGGAAAGGAGUUUCUUGCAGGCGUUGCCAAAAAGAACCACACCCGAAUAAUUGGCCGUGCCACAUACUGCUUCCGCAAGUCUUUUGAGGUCGAUGGACGAGUCGGAUUCCGUGUUGAAAAUAGCGGUUUUGAGCUGUCGAACGGUGAUGGGAUCCGAGUGCUGGAGAGAAGAGAGAAGAUAGUGGAACGAAUGAAGAGAGUGUUUGACGACAACAAUCCGCAGAUGCAGCAAGGCAUCAACACAUUAAUGGACACGUUUCUGAAGCUAACAGAGCUCCUUUAUAGGAUGUCCGUCAUGAUGAAGAGUCAAAGAAAAUGGCCAGAUUUGGCAUGCAACGAGUUUGAAUCAGCAGCACAACAAUACGCACAACUCUGGCUUUCUUUCGCAGGAGGGAAUGAGUCAAACCCUGCUAUAUUCAACAAAAUGCAUGUAUUGGUUGCCCAUAUUCCGCAAUUCGUCCGAACCCAUGGGAUGCUUGGAAGAGGUUCAGAGGAAGGAUUUGAGUCAUCCCACAAAUGCAUUGAGAAAGUGCGAGACCCACUCAAAUGCAUGACAUCAACAGAGGACAGAGCCCACACUAUCUACCGCAGGAUAAUGCUUCAGUCAAGGCCAGAGAUCGAAAGGACGUUUGAAGGUAUCACUGAGCACUUUACAAGAGCAAAGAGAGGUCCGUAUACGAAAAAUCCUUCGAAAAUGAAAACUGCCGAUCGUGCUCCGGCAGGAAGAGAUGUCGACAGCCUCUCUCUGCCUGAAGGAUUCAUUCAAUCUAUUAAUGGGUAUGUGAUCAAGGCAUCCUGGAAGGAAUUCUUUGAGUAUGUUUGUUUUAGCAAGGUGCCAUUAUCUUGGUCGACGGUCUUCCGGAAUGACGACAGCUUGGGUGAUGGAUGUCGAGUCCGAACGGAGUUUAUCUGA